AUGGCUCCCUACGUUGAACCAAGCCCUCUCCCUAGCCUAAACCGCUACAUCACCACUCACGACGAGUCGGGAAAAGCAAUUCUAUCAAAGGACAUCCCCUCCGAAGCAAAAUGGACUGCCACCGGCAAAGAAGCCAACUUCUUCCUCGGAUACGCGACCAACAGCUUCCCAGCAGACCUAACCUCCACAACCGACAUAUCAACCUACAGCUCCUUCUUCGCCUCACCACCAGGGCUGGUAAUCCAUGGCGGUUCCGUCCUCCGAAUUGUAGACAUGGCGCCUGGACUCACAUCUCCGAUGCACCGCACGACGAGUUUGGACUAUGGCGUUGUGCUGGAGGGCAAUGUCGAGCUGGUUCUGGAUAGUGGAGAUAAGGUUGUCCUGAAGAGAGGCGAUACCUGUGUGCAGAGGGCGACGAAUCAUGCGUGGAGGAAUACGAGUGAGACGGAGUGGGCGCGGAUGCUGUAUGUACUUACGGAGGCGAAGCCACCGGUUGUGGAUGGGAAGACGUUGGGUGAGGACUUGGGAGGGAUGGAGGGUGUGAAGAAGAGUGAGUAG
This is a messenger RNA of Cadophora gregata, 558 nucleotides long. RefSeq lists its product as uncharacterized. The transcript has a single exon. The coding region runs from base 1 to 558 and encodes 185 amino acids. The record is from RefSeq and is a predicted model, not a curated record. Lineage: Eukaryota; Fungi; Ascomycota; Leotiomycetes; Helotiales; Ploettnerulaceae.